UCGGGGGCGGGACCCCAGGAAGAGCGAGGGAGCAGAACCGCUGGGGAGCAUCAGACGGUGGAGAGGCGCUAUGGCGGGAACGAAUCCCGGGGCCCGCUUCUACCGGCAGAUCAAGAGACAUCCCGCGCUCAUCCCGAUGAUCGGCUUCAUUGGCCUGGGAAUGGGCAGCGCCGCGCUGUACCUCCUGAGACUCGCCCUGCGCAGCCCGGACGUCUGCUGGGACAGAAAGAACAACCCAGAGCCCUGGAACCGCCUGAGCCCCAAUGACCAAUACAAGUUUCUUGCAGUUUCCACUGACUAUAAGAAGCUGAAGAAGGACCGGCCAGACUUCUAAGUUGGCUGGGGUGCCUGUGAGAAGUAAACCACCAUCAGCC
This is a messenger RNA of Lontra canadensis (Northern American river otter), 374 nucleotides long. It is a transcript of the gene COXFA4L2, whose product is annotated as NDUFA4 mitochondrial complex associated like 2. The transcript has 4 exons. The record is from RefSeq and is a predicted model, not a curated record. Lineage: Eukaryota; Metazoa; Chordata; Mammalia; Carnivora; Mustelidae. Bases 71 to 334 code for a protein of 87 amino acids.